CGCCCAGCAAUUGAAGAUUGAAAUUUGAUAUCUGGCUCUCUUUUAUUUUCAAUUCACAUAGUUAAUCAAGUUAACAGUCUUGCUCAUUAAUACAUCUAUCGCCGUACUCUCUAUGACAAGCUACUGUACUGUGCUAAUCUGACUGAAGUAGAGACACGGUGCAAUAUUGACGUUUGUGUCUGGGAGCCUUGCAUCCGAAAUUUAUUGCCAGGCCUUGUUUCGAUGGCCAAGCUCUUCUUUUCGUCCCAUUGCAGCCGGCAGCUGCGCGGGGCGGCUCUCAGAGCCUCCCGAUUGAGCGCAUUUGUUCCUUGUUUCGUUGCAAAUAAUGCUCCCUUAUACCCUAACACUUGGAGUGAAAAGUACUUUAGCGCAUCUACACGACCUUCUAAGAGCCUCGGCCGCUUACAAAAAACGACAUGCAUGGUCACGGGCGCCUCGUCAGGAAUUGGCUUUGCCAUAACGCAACGUAUGCUACUCGAAGGCGCUGACAAAGUCAUUCUCGUCAGCCGAAGCGAGGAGCGUUUGAACAGCGCAUUGGAGCGGCUAGGGGAGAUAGUUCCAUCGCGGCCCGUUAAAAAGGAAGAUGCGGCAAAAGCACAAAAAGAGGAAUCCGCAACCACCGAAUCCAAGCGAUGGGGAGGCUUCGCGUCCAAAUCCCAAGUGCACCUGUCCGUGAAUGAUCGGGUGUCCUUGGUCAUCGGAGAUGUUGGAAACCCAUCAUUUUGGUCUGAAGACGUUAAAAAAGUCAUGAACCAAGUCGAUAUUCUUGUUAACGCUGCCGGUGUUUCGCACACUUCGCUCCUCCCUUUCGCUAAGGACGAGGCUAUUUCAGACAUGCUUGACACAAAUCUUCGAGGAACUAUAUUCGCCUGCCGAGCUAUGGCUAGCCGUGUUCUUCGUAAACCAUCAUCACGCGGCAAUGGAGACUCAAAAUGCAUAAUUAACAUAUCGUCCCUUCAUGCCGUGAAGGGAGGCAUCGGAGCAGCUACAUACGCAUCCACUAAGGCCGGAGUGAUUGCUCUAACACGUGCAAUUGUAGCAGAAGCUGCGGCGUCCAGACACGGAGUCAGACUCCGUGCAAACGUCAUUGUCCCAGGCUACAUCGAGACAAAGAUGCUUGACGAGCUGAGUCCCCAAAUCCGCGAGGAAGCACGGUUGUCCGUCCCACUUCAGAGAUUCGGCACGUGCGAGGAGGUCGCCGAUGCAGCCCUUUUCCUGGCAACGAACCAGUACGCCAACAAUUGCGUUUUAAAUCUCGACGGUGGACUAAGUGCUCUGUAAGAAAAAUGUAGAAGGGUGAAGAGAAGGAUCAUACUGAGGCCGAAAAUAGCCAGAACGUGCAAAAGAUACAGUUACAAUGUGUCGCGUCAUAUUUCCGUCCGAUCGCGAGAAAUAGACAAAAAUAAAAAAAGGAAAAGAAAAGAAAAACAAUUCCUGUUCCAUCCAGAGCAAUGCAGAAAUGCAACACAGAGAGCCAACGACUUCGAGCCAAAGCUUUAUCACCCGUAUAGUUUUGCGCCGGAAAUCCCCAUUGACCUCACAUAUCCUCCCAUGUAUGUACAGGAAUAUGAAAAACAGAACACCAAUAGCAAGAUAUGAUGACAUAGAAUCUAGAAGAGCUUUUUUGCGACCGUGAUUAAUUGGUUCACAUCAAAAGAUUGAUGAAAAAAUGGUAGAAAGGAUACCGCUCGUCUUGGAAACGGAUGGGUUGGAUGUCCGACUCGACCGGGUUGGUAUCUCACCGAUCAAAGGGGAACGGUUUAAGCAGUGAGUUGCGUGGGUUUGAUUAAUGGUACUAGAAGGGACUAAUCAUCGAUUAGAAUCGCGCCUGUAUCAUCAUCUAGGACAAUCGGAUUGAUGUCGCCGCCAUUCGUGUCGAUUUUCGCAACUUUCCUAGCUAGAGGAUCGCCAUUUUCGAGCUCUGCUUCCUCUGCAGUUCGUUUUCUUUUGCCUGGCGUACCGUUGGUCUGCUCCGCCGCACCAUUUGUGGUGACUUCUGGUGCAGGCACGUUGGGUUUAGCCGGGAUGGUGACUUCAGUCUCAAGAGAUAUUGGCGACUCUGGUUCAGGAGCCCGUC
Coccidioides immitis RS is the source of this 2077-nucleotide messenger RNA. Its product is annotated as 3-oxoacyl-acyl carrier protein reductase. Lineage: Eukaryota; Fungi; Ascomycota; Eurotiomycetes; Onygenales; Onygenaceae. The record is from RefSeq and is a predicted model, not a curated record. The transcript is spliced from 3 exons. Bases 223 to 1281 code for a protein of 352 amino acids. Gene Ontology annotation, molecular function: oxidoreductase activity, acting on the CH-OH group of donors, NAD or NADP as acceptor.